Cladocopium goreaui is the source of this 1062-nucleotide messenger RNA. The record is from the annotation of a GenBank genome assembly. Lineage: Eukaryota; Dinophyceae; Suessiales; Symbiodiniaceae.
AUUUCUGCUCCGCUGGCCGCAUCCGCUUUCGCCGUAUCUGCCAUGGGCUGCGGAGCCUCCGCGGCUCCUUCUGGCGGGGCAAAAUACUCCGAACGAAAGAGCGCCACUGCCUCUGAGGACAUUGCGAGAAGCAGCUCGCCGAAGGGAAAGGCAAAAGCCAAGGCGAAAGGCAAAGCGAAAUCAAAGGGGAAGAAUAAGGUCUUCGAGGCGAAAGAUGUUGAGUGGCACCUCAAAAAUUGUCUUGACAGCCAAUUUGAAUUGGUCAAGACACUUCGGGAAGCCUAUCCGUUUGACGAAAACAAGAAGAAAACCGUGCAUAAGAGAGAGAAUGUGAGAUCUGGGGGUGUGGACGAUCUCCUUAAAGCUGACAACUGGGGCUCAGUGGAAAUUACUGACAUAGGCCCAACGCGUCUUCAUUGUGAUGUGUGUGGGGUGAUGAUGGUGGAUCUCUAUUCAGCUCCAGAGAAUCCUUUCUACGUUUGUCGGAACUGCCAAAGGGCGGGUCGCAAACUGGAGUUGUGCUUGAAUUGUUUCAGAAACAAGAAACACGAAAAGGCUUUCGCAGCCGAAAAUGGCGGCAAAAGCAUAGGAACCUCUUCCGCUGCAAUGGCGCUCAAGAAAGGCAAUACGAGGAGCGCCACGCGUGAUUUUUAUGCAUCAGAGGGAGGCGCUUCCUCCACAGGAACAGAUCUUGUUGAGGAAGCCUCAAAGCAUAUGACCUCUGGCACCUACGAAGGCCAUUUUGAGGAGGAAGGAGGCAAGAGAAAAGUAUCGUAUGAGCUUUUCUUCUCCGCUAAAGGCGACAUCUCGGGGAAAGGUCUCUCGGGCAACCAGGUCGUUGAAGUCAACGGCACGUACCGAUGGGACACUUUGGCCUACAAGCCCAGAGUGGAAUGGACAGAAAAACACGAUUGGGGCACCUUAAGCUUCAGCGCGUUUAUGGAGGCUCGGAACAAAGAGAUCGAAGGAGACUUCGCAGUGUCUGACGGCGGUAGGGGCACCGGAUAUUUGAAAUACAAAGAGCCACCUGAGCCAUGAGCCAUGUUCUGAUUCGUUUGUGCC